Molecule: messenger RNA, 1450 nt
Organism: Coregonus clupeaformis (lake whitefish)
Lineage: Eukaryota; Metazoa; Chordata; Actinopteri; Salmoniformes; Salmonidae
Product: protein FAM204A
Exons: 7
Coding region: 432-1178 (248 amino acids)
Source: RefSeq, a predicted model, not a curated record
ACUCAAAUAAAAAAUAAAAUAAAUGUACUGACCUUUUGAAAAAUACAAUAGCUGCAAUAGGAUAUGUCUUUUUAAUCUAAUCAUGGAAUACCAACACAUUUAUGGUGGUUAUCUCUCUAUAAUUAUGUUAAUUCUGAGAGGGACUAGCGUUCAACAUCUCGGCAAUAAUCUGAGAUGCGCAGCGCGACUGUAAUAAAGACGACCUGAAACGCAACCAUGGGCUUUAGUGCAGCGAUAGAAUAACUGUUUUCAUUGGUAGAGGCUAUAUUGUUUUCCCCAAUCGGAGCAGUUGUUUUGCAAGAGUCACAGUGUCCACCCGGAAGUGAAAAUGUAGUUUUCGAUGCAUUUUGACCAUUUUUAAAAUAUCCGUUUGUUUUGGAUUAUGACUAACACCUUAUAAACCGAGUUGCUGUUGAUUUGCCAUUCUCAGCAUGUAUAGCGGACUUUUACCGAAAGGUCUGAGCGAUGCAGAAAUUAGUUCAAAUGAUGAGGACGACCAAAGACAAAGUGUUGUUGCAAAUCAAGAAAAAACGUUAGCCUCAAACAAAUGUCGUGCAGUUGGACUUUCGCGUGGUCUUAAGGAAAAUUGUGGGACACUUGUAGACAUUAGUUCUUCUCGUAUCCCGCCCGUCAUAGAAAAUGAUAAGUCGUUGGACUGCUUACCCGGGAUUUCCGAGGAGAAGUGGCAAAAAUUUAAAGAGCUACAGAAGAAAAAAGAUGAGAUCAAGACAAUGAAGUUCCCCCAAAAAAGACAGCAGAGAAGACGACGGCAUAAGAAAGAUGAUGAAUCAGGGACUAAGAACAUGGAAUCAAACAAUGAAAGAGAGCCUCAAGUGGAGCAUGACAAGCAUUGGGAAGGGCUGACGCAGUACUUUGGCAUCAAUGAUAGAUUUCAACCCCCUGCCUGUUACAAGCCUGCUCCCAAGUCCAGCUUAGAAAAGAGCAUAGAGAGCGCCAUCGCUGAAGGGGACUUUGGGAAGGCGGAGGAGAUGAGCGACAGACUCGCCACUCGAGAGCUGGCCGUGAAAAUCGCUCAAGCCGCCGAUUGCCGUGACUUUGUGCAAAGCAAACAGGAAGCGGAGGCUUCGCGGGCAGCCCAGAAAAGGAAGAAGCAAAUCGCUUGGGGGUUUGAAGCCAAACAAAGAUGGGAAACCAAAAGCAACAUGGGCUAUAUGUGACGUAAACCGACGAGAAAGAAAAUGAAGGUUCUUGUAAAGAUUUGUGUAAUUUCUCAGUUAAUUUAAUAAAGUUUGUGAGAAAACGUCAAGAUACUGUACAGAACAAUAACAACAAAAAAACAUAAAGUCUGUAUAAGAUGAGAAUUAUGGAAUGUUCAAAUUAAUUCUCUGAGCACUCCAUGGUGGCUGCUGUGUGUGCUAUGUUCCAUUACAUUUCUGUGAUUUGAGCAUUUCUGGGCCUUUUUUCUUCAAAUUAAAUCUGGUGUACAUUA